CACAACGUGCCAACCGUUACCGUUAGAUCGCAAAUCAAAGCACAUAGAAAAUGUCGAAAAUCUUCGCUCUUGCCGUCAUCGCUCUUAGCGCCACCAUCUGCUUGACGAACGCUCUGCCCGGUGUCAGUGAGCUGUACGGUGCCCCUCAUCACGGUGCUGGCGGUCGUGGUGGUGGUGCUGCCAGCAGUGCCGACGCUCAUGCCGAAAUACGCAGCCUCACCAACGACCUGAAAGAAGACGGCAGCUACAAUUACCAAUUCGAAACCAGUAACGGUAUUGCGGCACAAGAAUCUGGCGUUGGCGGACAUUAUGCCACCGGCUCUUCACAAUACUAUUCGCCAGAGGGUCAAUUGAUCCAGCUCACAUACACCGCCGAUGAGAAUGGCUUCCAACCACAAGGUGCUCAUCUGCCCACACCACCACCAGUGCCAGAAGCUAUCCUCAAGGCUUUGGAAUACAUUCGCACUCAUCCAUACCAGGAGGAACAGCAACAAUCGUAUGCUUCGCAGCACUCUCGUGCAUCGGCACCACAACAACAAUAUGGCGCUCCCUAUCGCAAAUACUAGGAGUAACAAUUGACAGUAAAGUAAACGUAAAAUAACAUAUUUGUGCUCAAGUUUAAAUGCUUAGGAUUACUCUCUUGUAUUUUAAUACUUUAUACAUACUUUCUCAGUCAUCUGAUUUUUCGACAUGUUAAAAACUAUUACUAAAUUCCGAAGAAGUC
This is a messenger RNA of Bactrocera tryoni, 724 nucleotides long. Its product is annotated as pupal cuticle protein Edg-78E-like. The transcript is spliced from 2 exons. Gene Ontology annotation, molecular function: structural constituent of chitin-based larval cuticle. Lineage: Eukaryota; Metazoa; Arthropoda; Insecta; Diptera; Tephritidae. Gene Ontology annotation, cellular component: chitin-based extracellular matrix. The record is from RefSeq and is a predicted model, not a curated record. Bases 51 to 566 code for a protein of 171 amino acids.